CAAAUCCCGUUACCAGGAGACGGGAGUUCUAGAACGCGCCGUGGGACUUUGCAGAGUUCUUCGCAUUCUCGCACACUUCUUCGGACAUUUUACCGUUUUCCCCCUUUCUGACGUGGUUUCUUCCUUGCAAAUGCCGCAGCGCGGGUUUUUGGGCAUAUCUCCAUCGAACUCAUUACAUCUCUCACACGCGGCUUGUGUACUCAAAUAUGCAAAGAAACAACAAGGACUGUCUUCUCAAUGAGAUUAUUUGUCACCUCUCUCUCUCUCUCUCUCUAUGUAUGGAGAUGGCGCCCCGAAACGCAUCGGUGGCCCGCCCCUCAGAAUCAGACCCGCCAAUACGGCUCCGGGCAUCGGGCAUGCGUUACCCCAUACAGCAACGGAAAGCCGACGGUAUGGUACACACAAACACUGUCACAAAGGCACGGCAAAUACAAGGCUACGUUUCUCGGGUUGUAAAACAUCAUCGCCACCCCAAUCCUCAAUGCCUAUAUCCGUGUAUGCCGUAUGCCGUAUGCCGCCGCCGAUCAACCAUAUCUACCUUGUGUGGGUUGAGCUACAGGGUAGAUCCCUUCCCUAACCCCCCUCCCCCAAACUUCAAGGUUUGGACCCAAAUCGAUGGGACAGAGAACAACAUGAACCACUCAUCUCCUCCCCGGAGCUCCGCGAUGACCCCCUCUCUCUCUCUGUCAAGGUACCGAGGCUUACACAAAAACCAAACAACGAAAUGCCGGUUCAGCUCAACGAUGGCAAAUUGAAGUAGGGUUCCAAACAAAUUGAUAGAUCUAGGCCGCCUGCGCUAGAGGCGGGACGGAGGGAAAGUGAGUGUGGCAAGCGCCACCCCUCGUCUCACAGCUUCAUCUCUUCAAUGCCUCGGCCGAAGACAAAGCAGAGGAGGGAAUCAGGGAAAACCCGAGACAAUUCCCAUUCCCCCCCUCCCUCUCCUGAUGAACACGUGGUGUGACCUGGGCGUGC
Messenger RNA from Colletotrichum phormii, 972 nucleotides. RefSeq lists its product as uncharacterized. The coding region runs from base 207 to 755 and encodes 182 amino acids. The record is from RefSeq and is a predicted model, not a curated record. The transcript has a single exon. NCBI's taxonomy places the organism in Eukaryota, Fungi, Ascomycota, Sordariomycetes, Glomerellales, Glomerellaceae.